AUGACAGUAUUUACCAUACCACAGUUUCCAGAUACCAAAAUCUCGAUAGCUUUCUUUGAGCAAGUUCGGAAUGCUGACGAAAUACGCUCUAGAAUGGCCGAGUUAUCUACAUCCUUCGCAUUUAUUGACCCCAGAUUAAUCUGUUCGGAGGAGCAAAUAUAUUCUGCAGUUUACAAGACUUUGAUAGAAGUGAAUUAUAAUAAGAUGAGAACAAGAAAUUUGAAUUCUGAGUGCGUACUGUGUCUUUCACCCACUUCCAAUAUUAGCUAUGCCUUUCAAAUAUUCGGAAUCAAAGACGACUCUUCACAGUUAAUCUGCCUGAAGUUUCAUGCUGGCGACGAUGAUCUGGACAGGGAACGGUUGGCCGCGGAGUUAUCCUCCGUAGUAACUGGAGUAGAGAUUGAAUUCAAUGAUGAAAAUCUAUCAAAAUUUUAUGAUGAACUGCUCAUCAGAAAAGUAUGUUCAAAAGCCACAAUCACGUGGCAUAGCUAUACAACUAGUACACUAUACUAA
Molecule: messenger RNA, 513 nt
Organism: Saccharomyces kudriavzevii IFO 1802
Lineage: Eukaryota; Fungi; Ascomycota; Saccharomycetes; Saccharomycetales; Saccharomycetaceae
Gene: CGI121
Product: Cgi121p
Exons: 1
Coding region: 1-513 (170 amino acids)
Biological process (GO): telomere maintenance via recombination; tRNA threonylcarbamoyladenosine modification
Cellular component (GO): EKC/KEOPS complex; cytosol; nucleus
Source: RefSeq, a predicted model, not a curated record